This is a messenger RNA of Cornus florida, 2187 nucleotides long. RefSeq names its product F-box/LRR-repeat protein At1g67190. The transcript has 2 exons. The record is from RefSeq and is a predicted model, not a curated record. Gene Ontology annotation, molecular function: protein binding. Bases 718 to 1983 code for a protein of 421 amino acids. Lineage: Eukaryota; Viridiplantae; Streptophyta; Magnoliopsida; Cornales; Cornaceae.
UCUCACGUGCAAACGACUUUGUGCACGGAUGACCAGAGCAAGAACAGAAAGAAGAACAUCACAGCGAGAACAACGAAUCAGAUUCCAACUCUCAGUUCUCUCUCCUCUCGAUUUCUCAUCAGUUUCAUCGCUUCUUCUCUCUCAGUCCCAGCAUCAUCGUCUUUUUUCAACGCUACUCUUUCUCUCUCUCUUAAAUCAUCUCUCUAAACUUUAUAUAUCUCAGAUUCACGAUUGGGGCAAGAAUUUGAUUGUUCAGAUUAUCAGAUUUGGGUAUAUGUGAGGUUCACGAUCGUCUGAUUCUCUCUGGAAUGUAAAUCGACAGAACUCGCGUGGUCGAUUGAUGUAAAGUCUUUGAAGUUAGAUUGAAUGGUUUCUUUCUCGAUUGGUACUCCACACACUAAACUUCGCAUAUUAUUUGAUUUAGGAUAGGGGUUUUGUUGGACUUUUUGUGCAAAACUGUCUAGUGUAUGUUAAAAUCACUAGCACCUCUUGGAUUCUUGAUUGAUGUUGGUAUUUUGGAUUUUUGGAAGAUUUGGCUGUUGGGUCUUUGGUUUCUGAUCAAUCUAGAAUUUCUGUACACUCCCACAUGGGAAAAGCAAAAGCCCUAUGUUUACACAACAUCUCUUGAUGAUGUUCAUUUCGUUAUAAAUUGGUUUUGUCUGAGUCUUGUAAUUGAAUUUGAUAGAGUAGCUUCCGCGGAUUCUUUGUUUGGUUUUGAUGGGUAUGGAGUACCUCCCUGUUGAGGUCAUUGGUAACAUACUGUCCCGGCUUGGGGCUGCCCGAGAUGUUGUGAUAGCAUCUGCGACUUGCAGGAAAUGGCGAGAAGCUUGGCGAAACCACCUCCACACAAUUUCAUUCAAUUCCAAUGACUGGACUGUUUAUCAUGAUCUCACAACCAGUAGACUGGAAAUUCUUAUCACUCAGACGAUUUUACAGACGACGGGAUUGCAAUGCCUAUCAAUUAUUAUGGAUGAUGUUGAUGAGUUCUCAGCUGCCCCGGUGAUUUCUUGGCUCAUGUACACCAGGGAAACAUUGAGGCAAUUGUAUUACAAUGUAAGGACGACCCCUAACAUUAAUAUUCUUGAAAAAUGUGGUCGGCAGAAGCUGGAAGUUUUGUCUUUGGCUCAUAAUUCUAUUGCAGGUGUUGAACCCAGUUAUCAGAAAUUUCCCUGCCUGAAAUCUCUUUCUCUGAGUCAUGUUAGUAUCUCGGCACUGGAUUUGAGCCUCCUGCUCACUGUCUGCCCAAAAAUUGAGUCCUUGGUCCUUAUCAAUCUAGAUAUUGCCAUGUCAGAUGCACAGGCGACAAUGGAACUGAGUAGUCCAUCUUUGAAGGAAAUCUAUGUUGAUGCUAUCAGUUUAGACAAAUUUAUAUUGGAGGCUGAUAGCCUUGAGAAGUUGCACUUGAAAGACUGUACACUCGAGGUUUUUGAGCUAGUUGGCAAGGGAACCUUGAGGCUUCUUAAGAUUGAUGAUGUUAGUGUCAUUCAUCUUGAUAUUGGCGAGAGUACUGAAAAUCUCGAGGUCGUGGACGUUAGCAAUUUCACAAUAAUGUGGGCAAAGUUCCAUCACAUGAUCUCAAGAUCAUCAAAGUUGAGAAGGCUUCGGCUUUGGGGUGUUGUAUUUGAUGACGAGGAUGAGGUUGUGGAUUUGGAGACAAUAUCUCUGUGCUUUCCGCAAUUAAGUCAUCUGUCUUUAUGCUAUGAUCUAAGAGAUGGAGCACUUCAAUAUGGCUUGCAAGGUACAUCUCAAUUGGAGAAUGUAGUUGUGUUGGAACUGGGUUGGACUGUAAUCAGUGAUCUAUUCUCACACUGGGUAGCAGGGCUUCUUGAAAGGUGUCCCAAUCUCAGGAAGUUGGUCAUAUAUGGAGUUGUUUCAGAGGUCAAAACCCAUGAAGAAUGCCAGUUGGUAGCCAACUUUACCUCAUCCAUUGUUAGGCUCAUGAGAAAAUAUAUGCAUGUAGAGAUUCAGUUUGAAUAUGAAUAGAAGUUUUGGUGGAUGCCUUUACGGUAAUUCAAGUUUUUUUUUUUCCUGGAUGGGUUGUACAAGCAGCUGUAUGAUGUUCUAUGGGGAAAAUCAUGUUUUGUUCUUUUUCUAUCUUUUCCCUUUGCGGAUAAUUCUUUUUGGCUUUCAGCAAAUGUCAAUUCACCAUAUUUUUUUGUGUAGAAAUGCAUUUACUGCUUUAAUUUA